AUGAACGGUACCCACUGCCACGGGAAUGGCAUUCGCAAGACAAAGUCGGAGGGCAGCAUCUGCAUCAUACGAAUGCUCAUCUCAUUUGACGACCGGGCAGUGAUUAGGGGGGAUGUUGAGUCAGUGCUGGUGAACAACCUCUUCCACUCCAUGGGUCCCCCGACUCCCGCAACCGAGCGUACUCAAUCCACUUCGCGUCGGCACUCCUUUGGCAUGCAUCACCUCCUCGGCGCCUUGAAACGACACAGGUCCUCUACUGGACCCAUCCACGAGAAAUUCUUCGAGCACCACAACCACUGCAUCAACAACCACGGCCACUAUCAACACUCUACCCACAAGAUGGAGGAGUUCUCAGGUCAAGUGGCUCUUACAACCCAUCACACGGGAUUGCUUCUCAGCCUACCCAGCCCAGUGAAACCUGUUAAGACUGUACACUUUUUGGUGGGGAAACAGGAAGAUUAUGAUUUGACAAAUCACUUACAAGGAAGGAGGCGGAGUCGAUUAUUUACACGUCACAGUGUCAGUGCUACCUCGAAAUCGCAUUUAGUGGAGACUGCGAAAGCAUCCGAGGAGGGUGAUGUGAUCGAUUUUCCUCUGCGAAGGUCGAUCUCCUUGGGACGGUUGAUGGAGGAUCAGAAUAGGUGCAUGGACGUGGUGUUCCAGCGCUCGGAUAGCAGUCACUUUGAGAUCUUCGGCUUGGAUACCAAGCAUAUCCUUAGAAGGAAGAUUCGUCGAGUGGCAAGGGGCUUCAACCUCACAGACAUGCAUUGGGUUUCGAAGAAACAUUCAACUUCCAGUAGGGUGAGCCUGAAGUCCACCUCGAGCUACGAGACAACGAUUAGCGGUGGGGUGACCCUCACGUCGUCUUCGCUGAGGAUCCAAACGGAUGAAGUGACACCCUUACGAUCUCUGGCCCCAGCGAAUUUAUCCAACUCCACUGACCCCAGAUCACACCACGUGGGCCGAUUUGUGGUGCUCAAGGCCACCGUCUCCAACACCAACGAAGAGGCCCCACCGCUAGACGACGCAAAGAUGGAAAAUGAGCCAAAUAGCAUAUCGGGUCCCCCUGAGAACCACUAUUGGACUGUGAGUGGCGGCAAGGGUGUUCUGCUCACCGCACCCGGCGCGCGUCGUUUUGAUGUUAGUCGACCGACUAGCGGCGGACCCAAUCGCCCCAUGCACAGCCGCUUCCGUCAGUUCUUCGUGGAGAAUCUUCGUUCCUCCCGUUUGCGGACUCACUCCGAACAGCAGCAAAAUCAUAACCAAGGUGGCAGCAGCAGCAGCAGUCGCGGCGCCUACCCGAUAGGUGAGUCACCAAACAAGCUGAAGCCACCGACAGUCAAAUUCGGCGCCGGACUGCCACCCCAUGCGCACACCAUCACGGCGGGGACGAGCUCGGCGGUCACGAGAGCUCUCCUCCAAUCUACACAGCGAGCUAAGGACGACGGGUUGAUAGGUGCGGGUGAGGUGAGUCCAGGCACCUCGGGGAUGUCAUCCUCACCCAUGAACAGACAAUGUUAUCCCUCGGUCUCCCUUACCUCCGUCAACGACAGCGAUGGAACGGGCUCCUUCCCGAUUUCGAAGAAACGCCUUAAAUCAACACACAAAAUGGUGCGGAAAUUGCUGAAACUAUCACCUGGACAAAAGAAACACGUUCAUGACUCAGAAGAGCUGCCUGAUCCCUCGAAACUACCUCGGGAGCUUCCGCAAAGUUCAUUGGAAUUCACACAAUCUCGACUUAAGAAUGCGCCCCGAAGGAGUGUACCCUCCAACAAUUACGGACGAAAGGGCAAAACAGGGCCUCAACUUGACGUAAUUCCACGCGUUCUCCCCCAGGGCGGAGCCAGGUCGGAGGAACUCCUGCUCAGUGCCUUUUCGAGGUCACUCUCUGGCAGCAGUAGUCUUGGUAGCAGCCAUCAUAGCCACGGUCACCACCACAAACACCACGAUCACCACCGUGGUCAUCAUAGUCACGAUAGGUACGCCGUCAGUCCCAUGGCCUUGACACGAGUCACGGAGAAUAGACGCUACCUGAUGUUCACCAAGGCCUCUCCGUUCAGGUCACCGUACGAAUUCCUCCAGACUCGCGGAAAAGGACUAAGUGAAUCCGAGGUCUACACGGUGCUCUUCCGGCACACCACAUGCUACGAACUGAUGCCAGAGAGCGCAAAGUUGGUCACCUUGGACAGCAUGCUUCCGGUCGGAAAGGCAUUCCGGGCACUCUGCGUGAACGGGAUUCGAGCCGCACCAGUGUGGGAUUCGGAGACACAGACGUUCUCAGGGGUUCUCACAAUAAACGACUUCCUUGAAAUGCUUACCUACAGUUGGCGACGGCAGAUUUGUAACUCCGCCAGAGAGGGUGAGAAAACGGCGGUUGAGGACAUCGAAUCCACACCUAUCAAAAAGUGGAAGGAAAUUCGUGCCCGCACAAAGAACCGAAAAUUCUCCGGAAUAGGCCCGCAUGAUACGAUCCAUGAAGAGGAUGAAGAGGUUAAGGAAGAGCAGGUGAAGGGAGAAGGGGGGGAUGGCGAAAGCUGCUCCAGUAGUUGUAGUAGCAGUAGCAGCAGUGAUAGUGACACCGACGAUGGCGACGGUGAUGACGAUGAUGGUGGAGACUCUAACUCAGUCGCGUCAGCUCCCUCUCAGUUGGGCGAAUUGGAGCACACUCGGAUUCACUCCGGCCACCACCGUCAAGGCUACAAACACCGUUCGGUGCGAGUCUGUGAAUGUCGUCGGAUGGGGGGCGGGUGCAGUAUGCGUUUAAAGCAUCACCGGAUGGGCGGGCUGACUAUCAUCUACCCCGAGGACUCACUCUAUACUGCGCUGCGCCUCCUUGCGCACUGUAAACUCCACCGCCUGCCUGUCUUUGAUGAUCCAGUCGGUGGAACCGGUAACCCUCUUUUCGUACUCACUCACCGAUCUCUCCUCGCCUACCUCUACAAGAAACAAAUCGACUUGCCCAGACCCAAGUACCUCCAGGCAAGCCUUCAAAGAUAA
Molecule: messenger RNA, 2997 nt
Organism: Echinococcus granulosus
Lineage: Eukaryota; Metazoa; Platyhelminthes; Cestoda; Cyclophyllidea; Taeniidae
Product: 5'-AMP-activated protein kinase subunit gamma-3
Exons: 8
Coding region: 1-2997 (998 amino acids)
Source: RefSeq, a predicted model, not a curated record